This is a messenger RNA of Pleurotus ostreatus (oyster mushroom), 861 nucleotides long. RefSeq lists its product as uncharacterized. The transcript has a single exon. NCBI's taxonomy places the organism in Eukaryota, Fungi, Basidiomycota, Agaricomycetes, Agaricales, Pleurotaceae. Bases 1 to 861 code for a protein of 286 amino acids. The record is from RefSeq and is a predicted model, not a curated record.
AUGUGUUCCCGACCCAUACUCAAACACUUUCCUCAGCUCGAACCCACCCACCCCAUCCCUGCCACUAGUCCCCUCGCCGCAUCAUAUACCCCCUCUCCCUCUGCUCUCCCAACAAGAACAUCUUCAUCUUCAUCCUUAUCCGCUGCUAUACCACCGUCACCGACGCUCGGUGUCUUCCCCUUUGCCUCCUGCUCAUCCACUAAUCUUCUUUACUCCCCUCAUGUCCAUUUCCCACCUACGCCUCGCUUGAUCUCAUCCACUCAUCUUGCUCAUUCACCCACGACAUACGAUAGAGCGCCCAUUGUUGUGCAGCCGAAUAGCUGUUCACUCCCAGAACGCGGAGGGAGGAUGUGCUACACACCGCAUUCCACGCGGCGCCGAUCAUCCGCACCGAAGGGUAGCUACUUUCACCCAACGGCAUACGAAGCCUGUGAGCGCGAGGAUGAGAACCAUGACGACGACGAUGACCCCAGUGCUGUGAUAUCGGCCUUAGAAACCCCGGAGUUGACAUCCGAUUCCUCGACCCCUUCCUCCGACUCGGAUUAUUCAGAUGGAUGGUCAUCUCCGCCGGAGGAAUUACAGUCACCCUUGGUCGCAAUCGCAUCUGCUUCGUCGAGCUCGUUAUCUUAUCUUUCUGGGCCUGCCAUGUCCCUCAUCCACGCUCAAUCGUCUCUGGGUGAAUAUCCAACGGACAUGCGUGUGAAGUUAACUCCUCCCGCACCGCGUUCUGCAAUGAAGCUGGAAGGCGGAAGACAAGCGGAUAAGAAGCCGAGGAAGAGAGCGAAAGUGGCAGGCUCUUUGCGGAUUGGGGUGACUUUUUCGGAUGACUCGUCACUGGAUGGCUGUCUUGGAGGAUUCUAG